AUCCAGAGAAACAAAUCUAAAGUUUCCCUUCACUUUGCGUCUUCCUCAACUCAAUGUUCAUGCACGCUCUCCAAAACUAACACUUCGGCAGCGCUCUCCUGUCUUUCCUCUGUAUUGUUGUUCUAGAGAGAGAGGAGAGGAGAGGAGAGGAGAGGAGACAGAUAGAGAUAGAGAUCCUCUCUCGACUGCUUCCGUCGAAUUAUUUUCAGACGGAUCCGCGUUGGAUUGGGUAGAGUUGUGGAUGGAAGGAGCUAAAUCAUUUUCUCUACAAGUUGAGUAUCUGAUUUGAAGGGAAAGCCGACGAGCAGGAAGAGUUGGAGUCGGUGCAGGACACUCAGCCAUUGAAGUCUGGUGGGGGGAACGGCCAGAUUCGAUUUCGAUCGCCGUCUGCGGCUGAGCUUUUGGAUGAGCAGCAGCAAGUUCAGACGGAGAAGGUUUUGAAGAGAAACAGGCAGCACGAGACCUUUUCGGACAAGUUCCAGAGAUGGCGUUGUGCGAUGCUAUUGGUUUUUGUCCCUCUCCUGCUGAUUACCUUUGUGCUAUUUCUCAUGCCCUCGAGAUCGUCUCCUGAUUCUAUCCCUCGAAAGUUUGCGCCCGAAUUCAUGUCUAAGAAAUACGCGGUUAUCUUUGAUGCUGGAAGUUCUGGCAGUCGGGUGCACGUCUUCUGCUUUAACAAGCAGCUAGUUCUUGUUCCCAUAGGAGACGAACUUGAGCUUUUUGUGCAGUUGUCACCAGGUCUGAGUGCAUAUGCAAAGGACUCUGAGGCUGCUGCAAAAUCACUAUCAGAACUACUUAAAAAAGCUGAAGCAGCAGUUCCUGAAGAGCUGCGGUCCAUCACACCAGUUAAAGUUGGGGCUACUGCUGGGCUAAGGCAAUUGGAAGGUGAUGCAUCUGACAAGAUUUUACAAGCAGUGAGUGAUUAUUUGAAGAAAAAAAGCUCAUUUAAAUCAAAGGAUGACUGGGUCACAGUUUUGGAUGGCAAUCAGGAAGGUGCUUACCAAUGGGUGACUAUUAACUAUUUAUUGGGAAAUCUGGGAAAAGAGUACUCCGGUACUGUUGGAGUGGUUGAUCUCGGGGGUGGUUCUGUUCAAAUGGCAUAUGCCAUCUCAGAGUCAGACGCUGCUAAAGCUCCUAAAGUAUCUGGUGGAGAGGAGUCAUACGUGCAGGAAAUGUAUCUCAAGGGAAGAAAAUAUUAUCUUUAUAUUCACAGUUACCUACAUUAUGGGUUAUUGGCUGCUCGAGCUGAGAUUUUGAAAACUAGUCAAGAAUUUGAGAAUCCAUGUCUACUUGUGGGCUAUGAUGGUUCUUACAAAUAUGGGCCAACAGAGUACAAGGCUUCUGCUUUACCCUCUGGCUCCAGCCACAGCAAAUGUAGGGAGGCAGCUAUUAAGGCUCUAAAAGUCAAUGAAUCUUGUACACAUAUGAAAUGUACGUUUGGGGGUGUCUGGAAUGGCGGGGGAGGCGAUGGCCUGAAGAACUUAUUCGUUGCUUCAUUUUUCUUCGACAGAGCUGCUGAGGCUGGUUUUAUCAACCCAAAUCUGGCUGUUGCAACAGUUCGUCCAUCUGAUUUCGAGGAAGCAGCUAAACAAGCAUGUCAAACUCGUCUUGAAGAUGCCAAGGCUUCAUAUCCUCGUGUGAAACCAGAACACCUUCCAUUCAUGUGCAUGGACCUUGUUUAUCAGGUUACUCUGCUUGUUGAUGGGUUAGGCAUUGAGCCAUGGCAAACAAUUACAUUGGUGAAAAAAGUUAAAUACCAGAAUUCACUGGUCGAAGCAGCGUGGCCACUGGGCAGCGCCAUCGAGGCUGUUUCAUCGCCCGCCUAACUACUUUGCCUCCCGGUUAGCACAUUCUAUUGAUCUGAGUGCAUAUUCUGCAACUGGUUUGCGAGUAUUGCUUUUGGAAUUGGAUUUUUUGGUGACGAAAUUCGUGAUUCAAUAUAUUCCUUGUUUAAUUUUGUUAAAGAAUGAGAAAUAAGUAUUUGAAACAUAGGAAUAGCUUACCUGAAAUUAUUACUGGUAUUUUUACGGACUGUACUGAUAAAACAUAAAGAUUCAACAUUUUUUUGUGGCGUUAAAAAGUAGAAAUACUAGUAUAUUUUAUGGAUAGUACGUGUAUAUAUAAUAAAUCAAUUCAUCUUUUAACAUAUAAACGCCUUGAUGUUGAUGCACGAACAGUUAUAAAUAAAUUAAUCUUCUUCUUAUCCAAAUUUCUAGAAUGGGACAAACUAGCGUUUAACCAAAAUCCUUACACAAUUCAUUAACUUAAUCAAAUUUUUUGUUCAAAUCUAACUAACCCCAUUUAAGUCGAGCAAUCAUGUUUUUUUCAAUUUUGUCGUUUACUUAGUCCUUAAUCGCACGUUAGACUGCAAUAAUUGGAGCUUGUUGUAGUUAAAAACUACCUCCAUAAUUGACAAUCAACCCACUAAUGACCUGCUAAUUAAUUUUUUUAUGUUAAUUAUGUGCCAAUGGCAGCUAGGAAUCACGGCACAGUCGAUAGUUCUAACUAAUCAAUGCCAAAUAGUAGUGGUAUGUUAAUUGUAGUAAUAUAGUACUAAAAUAUAAUCAUUAGAUGCAUAUCAUCUACAAGUAGGAGAAAACACAUUCCAUCGUCUAUCUCCAAGAGAAAAGAAGAGAAGAAGAUAUUGAGAAGAACAAAGGUAUGUCUACUAAAAACUAGAGAAUUAAUGUAUUGUGCUUUACAUUAUAUUGUGAGAUGACUCAGAUGUGCCGUUUAUUAAGCUCAUUUUUUUUUAUUUUUUUGACGACAAUUGUUCACUAUUGAUAGUUAUAUCAAUUUAUCUGUGAGAUAUUGACUUGCUUUUGUGAUUUGUGGAAAAAUAAUAGUUUGCGGAUGGUUAGAGCAUUCUUGAUAAGUAAGCCGAUUUAAAACUCUAACCAUGCUUAUAUUAAAACUAACAAAAUAAAUAUGUAACAAAAUGGAUAAGAAAAUGUUAUCAUGGUUAUGAACUGUAAAUUAUAGAACUUACACUUAGCUCUCUUUCUCUAUCUCAAUGUUAUAUACACAAAGAAUGGCAGAGGAAGCUAUGGCCGCCAUCCUUCAAGUUGUAGUUCAAAACCUUAUCGACCAUUCCAAGAAAGAGAUCUCACUUGUCCGAGGUCUCGACGAAGAAGCAGAAAAGCUAAGCACCAGUUGUUACGGACGUUCUCGGUAACGAGGCCGGUUAACUAACUUCUCGGAGUGAUAAGGUGAUCGAACCUUCGACGAGCUCGAAGGAAAGCUCACGAUUUGCUGUUUCACGGACGUUCUCCGUUGGGCAGCAAAUAAGGAACGAAAAUUAUACUUGUUGCUCAAGACAAGUUUAGGGAAAAUAUUUCAUUCAUUGAUGGAUUAAAAUGAUAAUAACCUCUCCUAUUUAUAAUACUCUAAUACUACUACCCUAACUUCCUAUGAUAUAUGAUCGUAUCAGUACCCUCCAUGAAUUCUUGAACGAGGCUGAGAUGCGUACUAUUCCCGGUGGGGCUGUCAAAAGCUGGCUGAAGAAGCUUGAAGAUGUGGCCUUCGAUGCUGACAACGUUUUGGAUGAACUCAACCAUCAUCUUCUCUCCAAACAGAUUAAGCCCAUCAAACCCAUGAAAGAAAAGGUUCUAGCAUGCUUCUCAUCCUCCAAAUCGCAUUGCACGUUCCCGAAAUAUGGCUGUUAGAAUCCAAGAAAUUAAUGAGAAUUUGGAGUCCAUUAACAAUGAGGCAACUGAGCUUGGCCUUGUCGGGAGACUUGCUGACGUGCCCCCUACUUUGGUAGAUGCUGCUUUUGAAACUGAUGCAUUCACAAUUGAUCCAAUAUUCAUUGGAAGAGAUGAGGUGGUGUCGGAAAUAGCCGAUCCGAUGAACGUUUGAUUUCCAUCCUUACCAUUGUGGGAAUGGGAGGAUUGGGGAAGACAACUUUGAUUAGGAAAGUCUUUCAUCUUCUAAAAGAAGAGAAUUGGUUAAUAUCAUAUACAGUUGAUUGUGAAGGAAAUAAAUGGAAAAAAAUUGUUUGCGAUUGAGGAGGUGAAGAAGGAAGGAAUGAUCGCCGAUUUGUUUGAGACAGCGCAUCUCCACUUGUACAAUUUUACUUAUGUUUUUACAUAUCUGUUUUUCAUGUGUUUAGGCAAAAAUGAGAAAACUGAAGACAUGUAGGGCGAAUGCUUAACAAGUAUCACCUUCUGCCCUAA
Molecule: messenger RNA, 4172 nt
Organism: Salvia splendens (bonfire salvia)
Lineage: Eukaryota; Viridiplantae; Streptophyta; Magnoliopsida; Lamiales; Lamiaceae
Product: apyrase 2-like
Exons: 11
Coding region: 498-1823 (441 amino acids)
Biological process (GO): nucleoside diphosphate catabolic process
Cellular component (GO): membrane
Molecular function (GO): nucleoside diphosphate phosphatase activity
Source: RefSeq, a predicted model, not a curated record